GUAACACACCAUUCUUCACAUAUUCUCGUAUCAGUCUGUUGUAUAAUAUUAUCAGAGAUACAUUAUGUUUCUUUUCACAAAAUGAAAUUAAAAAUAUAGUUAAACUACUGAUAAAUAAAAGCGUGAUGGUCUCCCCGUUUGCAAAACAGUGCUUCGUGGUGCUGGGCAUGGCGCUGUCGCUGUCGUGUCACGGCGCCACGUACGGCCACACGGUGUCCCUGACCGCCCACUACCGAGACCAACACGGAGACCGGAUGAGCACCGGAGACGUUUCCUGGAUUGCGUCAACAUUCAACAUGACAAAAAUCCUCGGGACCCUGGCAUGUCCAGCUCUCAUGUCGUUCCUUGGACGACGCAAGACUCACCUACUCACCACCCUUCCUGCCUUCGUUCACUGGAACCUGUUCACCUUCGGAGACUCUUUGCCAGUGUUCCUGACCGCCAGGCUGCUCCAAGGAUUCGCCAUCGGCGUGGAUGCCACCAUGAGCAGCAUGCUUAUAGCCGAGUAUACGGAUCCCAAGAACCGAGCGUCUUUUGCCGCAGUCACCAUCGUCUUCAUGGGACUUGGAAUCCUGUUUGUCCAUUUCUCUGCGACGUUGCUGACUUGGCGGGCAACAGCAGCUGUCUGCUCUAUAUUGCCAUUAUUAACAGCUGUUGUCACGUGGCUGUCACCAGAAACCCCGAGUUUUCUUGUGUACAAAGGAAAGUAUAAAGAAGCGAGAAAGGUUUUCAAAUGGCUUAGGGGUGACGAUGAUGCUGAGCGAAAGGAAAUUGAUGAUUUAAUUGAGGACCACAAGAAAUCGAGGAAAACAAAAGAAGAGCCAGCCAAGAAAGUAUCGCUUAUUGAUAAUCUUAAAAGGCUUAAAGAUGUAGCUUUUCUGAAGGAGUUUCAUCAACCGGUGGUGAUUAGUCUAUGUUUUUGCCUCAUCUUUCAAUUUGGGGGUGCUCAGUACAUGCCGGCGUACGGGAAUAUCAUACUGCAGUACUUGCUACAGAAAAGUGACGUAAAAGACGUCAGUUGGCAGCUGAAUGCUCUGGAUGUGUUGAGACCUGUAUCCACAGGGAUAGCAAUUAUAGUCCUGAAGAAAUUCAAACGAAGGACCGUGAUAUUCACUUUUGGUAGUUUGACCCUCGCGUCGUUUAUAUCAAUGUCGAUAUACGUAUUUAUUCGAGAGGCCGGAGUGUUUGAUCAAAAUUGGUGGUGCGAUAUUUUAAUGAUGUCUUUGAUGGCGUUGUAUACGGUGGCAUUUAAUGUGGGAUUGUGCCCUAUUUACUUUGUUAUUUUUGGUGAAAUCAUACCUUUGGCUUACAGAGGAAUCGGCAGUGCUAUUGUUGUGAGUGUCCUUGGUCCCUGUUCAUUUGCAAUACUGAAAUCAGCUCCGUAUAUGUUCUCAACAUUAGGAGUUGAGGGAGCGUUUCUCAUAUAUGCCUCAGUUUUGUCUGCAUGUUUAAGUAUAAUAUAUGUUUUGUUACCUGAAACAAAGGAUAGAACUUUGCUGGAUAUUGAAAUCGAAUUCAAGAAUAGAAGUAAAAAUCAAAAAGUAGCUGAUGUUGAAUUGAAACUUAUGAGCUCAUCGUGAGUAAAAACUAGACUGGAAUAAAAUUAUGUGAUACAUAAA
This is a messenger RNA of Plutella xylostella (diamondback moth), 1619 nucleotides long. Its product is annotated as facilitated trehalose transporter Tret1. Lineage: Eukaryota; Metazoa; Arthropoda; Insecta; Lepidoptera; Plutellidae. Gene Ontology annotation, cellular component: membrane. The record is from RefSeq and is a predicted model, not a curated record. Gene Ontology annotation, molecular function: transmembrane transporter activity. Gene Ontology annotation, biological process: transmembrane transport.